GCGGCGACGACUACACCCGCCCGGCGACACGCCGCUUCGAAAGCGGCUGUUUUGCCAUCCGGACAUACUAACCGCACUAUACAGCAGUGAAUCAUAUCCAUUCUCGACCUGCCAGUCAGAAGAUCGAACGGUGCUUCCGCGGCCACAUCACAUCUAUUGCGCACUCCUCAGUUUGUCGCACCGGCUGAGAAAAUCAGUCCACUGGCAGCUAGACUACGACGAGAAAAUGUCGUCUUCGGCCCUGGCGUCGGCCCAGUCCACGCCUGUCAAGCAGACCGCCACUGCUCCUGUCACAGACAGCCCCGGCAACUGGAAACAUCCUCGCUUGGCAGAGAUCACGCGGCGGCAGAGUCAGAACACCUUCUCAGAGAAGAACAUCAGGCAGAUAGUGUACAAUGCUGCUGCACUCGUCGGUCUUGGGCUAUUGCAACAAAUGGUGCUGCCGUUUGUGCCGUCGUGGGCCAUCAGCCCUCUGUUGAAACAGUACAGCAGCUGGAUAUACGCCGCACUUGUCCUAGCGCCGUUAAUCAACGUCGGCCUUGCACUGCUGCCGCUCCUCCGGCCCAAGGACGACCUCUCCGACAUACCCCUCACACCAGCCCAGCGGAAGCUGCUUGGCCUGCCACCGAGCUCUCGACCGGCAACGCCAGACUCCGUGUACAGCACGCCCCCGCGGUACUCGAGGACCCCGUCGCUGGCCGGGUCGCCCGCCAGCAUCAAGAGCUACACCAGCUCGCCCCUCUCCAACAUUGCCAGCCCCGGCUCCGGGCAGUACUCGUCGCCCAGGUUCAACACGUCGCCGUCAAAGCUCAACGCACCGGGGCAGCAAUACUCGCCCUCAACGAUCAGUCCGUUGUUGCACAAGGCUGUGGGCGGAGGGAUGAACGGGGCACGGAGGACAUCGUUUGGCUCGACCAGCCCGCUCGGCGCAAGCACCGCUUCGAGCAUGUUUGGUGAUGGACCCGCGACGCCGACGCCGGCGACGGGGAAGCGGUCUAGCGUGAGCCUGAAUAGCAAAUGGCUGUACGAGAAGGGCAGGAGGAGCUCGGGGAACAGCAGGCUACAUCAGAAUUUGUCAUGAUGACUUUGCUACCUUGUUUGUUCAAGAAGGGGUAGUACCUAGGUAUAUCUUAUCAAGCCAGCCUUGUAAGGUUCUAUAGAGGAACAUAUGCCGCACCCUGCUGGCAAAUCACUGUUGAAUGGAUAUGAAUGAGUUUGGCUUGCAGGUCGCCUUGUCUGGCUCAGGUGCAACACUCGCUUUAUCUGUCUGCGGUUUUUCUCCUUCCAAUUCGUCUCAUCUGUUCUUCAUCAGAUUCGCUCUGUUUCAUUUCGAGCGCUGCUUCUAGACUCCUCUUCUUGCUGGAUCCCGGGCCUCAACACGCGACAGCAGGCAUCGCGCAGUUAGUGCCACUCAGCGGUGGUUAUAGAGAUUGGGGAACCCGUCCAUUCUACAUAUCCCACUGGCUGGCGCUUGGUGGGCGACACCGGCUGGUGCGCUUUGGGAGCACGCACACUUUCAC
This is a messenger RNA of Parathielavia appendiculata, 1520 nucleotides long. RefSeq names its product NPCC-domain-containing protein. The record is from RefSeq and is a predicted model, not a curated record. Lineage: Eukaryota; Fungi; Ascomycota; Sordariomycetes; Sordariales; Chaetomiaceae. The transcript is spliced from 2 exons. Gene Ontology annotation, biological process: protein import into nucleus; spindle pole body duplication. Gene Ontology annotation, cellular component: nuclear outer membrane; nuclear pore transmembrane ring. The coding region runs from base 227 to 1081 and encodes 284 amino acids.